AUGGAUUCCAUCUCGACAGCGCUUAGUCGGCGUCAAAAUCACGCCGGCAAUGGCCAAGUUCCUAUCUGUAACACUGGCAAUGAAUUCAACGGCGACAUGGCACUACGCAUCUCUGCGGUGUUUGUCAUGUUGAUUGGCUCACUGCUAGGUGCCCUCGUUCCCGUCCUGGCCCGACAGGACCCAUAUGCCGAGAACACUCGAAAAUCACGCAUCCUCGCCUGGGUUUUUUUCGUCGCGAAGUUCUUCGGCUCUGGCGUCAUCAUCGCUACGUCUUUUAUCCACCUGCUCGCUCCCGCCCAUGAGGCACUGAGUAAUCCGUGUCUUACUGGGCCCAUCACAUCAUAUUCCUGGGUUGAGGGCAUUCUACUCAUGACUAUUAUCACCUUGUUCUUCGUCGAGCUGAUGGUGAUGCGAUAUGCCCGCUUUGGUCAAGGCGAUGAACACCCUGCACCAAAUGUAUCCCCAGAGACUGGCCUGACCACUUCCUCCACGGACGAACGCAAGUCCCCUCGUCCAGAAGAUAGCCAUCUGAACCAUACCCAAGACCAUCCAUCAGACGGCGGCACCAACGCCGUCGAAGGCUCCCAUACCGCUCUAUUUGAAAACUACAGUGCCCAACUCACCUCCGUCUUUAUCCUCGAGUUCGGAAUCAUUUUCCAUUCCAUCUUCAUCGGCCUUACGCUCGCAGUCUCUGGCGAGGAAUUUAGAACCCUCUACAUCGUCCUAGUCUUUCACCAGACAUUCGAGGGCCUCGGUCUCGGCUCCCGUCUUGCCACCAUCCCGUGGCCCCAAUCAAAGCGCCUAACACCGUAUUUCCUCGCCAUCGCCUUUGGUUUGUCUACGCCAAUUGCCAUUGCCGUUGGCUUGGGUAUCAGAAACUCUUACCCCCCCGAAGGCCGCACCACCUUGAUUGUCAAUGGGAUCUUUGACUCAAUUUCUGCCGGCAUUCUGAUAUAUACCUCCCUUGUGGAACUGAUGGCCCACGAGUUCAUGUUCAGUACCUCCAUGCGCCGGGCGCCUAUUCGCACUGUGCUCCUGGCAUUUGGGCUGCUAUGUCUUGGGGCGAUGCUCAUGGCCCUGCUGGGAAAAUGGGCAUGA
This is a messenger RNA of Ophidiomyces ophidiicola, 1098 nucleotides long. It is a transcript of the gene ZRT2, whose product is annotated as low-affinity Zn(2+) transporter zrt2. The coding region runs from base 1 to 1098 and encodes 365 amino acids. The record is from RefSeq and is a predicted model, not a curated record. Gene Ontology annotation, molecular function: low-affinity zinc ion transmembrane transporter activity. The transcript has a single exon. NCBI's taxonomy places the organism in Eukaryota, Fungi, Ascomycota, Eurotiomycetes, Onygenales, Onygenaceae. Gene Ontology annotation, biological process: zinc ion import across plasma membrane. Gene Ontology annotation, cellular component: plasma membrane.